Messenger RNA from Arachis stenosperma, 809 nucleotides. Its product is annotated as glutaredoxin-C11-like. The transcript has a single exon. Lineage: Eukaryota; Viridiplantae; Streptophyta; Magnoliopsida; Fabales; Fabaceae. The record is from RefSeq and is a predicted model, not a curated record. The coding region runs from base 94 to 402 and encodes 102 amino acids.
CACACAAAAGCCUUAUAUAGAACAACUUAACCAUUGUAUAUUUUCUCUAGCUUACAUACUCUUUCCCUUUAUACUUUUUGAUUUCCCAAUUAUAUGGAUAGAGUUAAGGAUUUGGCAUCAAAGAAGGCAGCAGUUAUAUUCACAAAGAGUUCAUGUUGCAUGUGCCAUAGCAUCACACAAUUGUUCUAUGAGCUUGGAGCAAGCCCUGCAGUUCAUGAGCUAGACAAUGAUCCCUAUGGAAGGCAAAUGGAAUGGGCCUUGAGAAGCUUGGGAUGCAACCCUUCAGUCCCAGCAGUCUUCAUUGGUGGAAAAUUUGUAGGCUCUUCAAAAGAUGUCAUAUCCCUCCAUGUUGAUGGUUCCCUCAAACAAUUGCUCAUCGAUGCUAAGGCCAUAUGGUUUUAGUACCUACCUUGCAUCAACUAAAUCUCUGUUUGAAGACAAAAAUACAGAUAAAUUCAACAGACAUAAAUCUAUUUAGAGAAAGAGAUAAAAUAUGUCUUUACUCUAAAUAGAUUUUUCUGUAUUUAUAUUAUUUAAAAUACAAAACCAAUAGAGACAGAUUUUUCCGUCUUUAUUGUCUCAAUAUAUAAUUCUGUAUUUUUGUUAGUAAAAUAUAUGUCAAACAGAGCUAAAAAAAAUAGCAAGAAAUUAAAAAGUUAUGUAUUAAAUAGUAGAAUGUAAGUUAAGCUUAGUGUUUUUUUUUUCCCCUUUUAGGGACACCCCUUCUUUUUCUUGAGUGUCCUCUUUAAUUUAAAUUGUAAUGAAAGUCAAUCUAUAUAUAUGAAAAUAUAGUCUUAGCUUGCUUUUUA